AUGGCGCUGUCUCAGGCACUGCCCAUCUCAAUCCCUUCUCCUACCAAGACAUCACACUUCCGCUGCGGAUCCGAUGCUAGCGCCGACCUUUCCAUCAGCCUUCCACUUGCGGCAGCUGCCGUGUCCCCUUUCUCGGCCGACCAGGACCCCUUCGCUGCGUUCCAGCUCCAACAGAGGCUAGCAGGCUUCUCUGUCGAGGACAUCCUCUCUUGCAGCACAACCGCUUCCUCGCGCCUGGUCGUUCUCUCGGAGACGACCACCAUCGAGGCUGCCGGGGAGCGACUAGCUCAAGCAGAGGACGCUGAGAUUUGGAUCGUUCUCAAGAGGAACCAUGGCAACCCGUACGCAUCGUCUGCGGACGCGCACAAGCUGCGCACGUCGGACUGUGCUGGGAUCCUCAGCCUUGAAGAUCUGUCGGCUUUCUUCGCUGCCGUCUUUGGACCUCAGCUCACAAGAGGUAGCGCCAAGCGUCCUAGUCACGGAGCUCACGAUCUCGCCUCUCCUCCUGCAUCUCCCAGCAGCGGCGACAGCAUCCUGCCUGACGCUCGUAAAGAUGCUCUAGUCAACCGUUUCGAGGCCAUUCGCACCCGAUUCGCAAGCAAGUCGCCCGUCGACGCGGCGUCAGUAGCAAACCUAUCUGGCAUGAACGCACUCCGCCACGUCACGCUCCAGUCCUCGCUUCAAGAUAUCUUAUGGCAUCUCAGCCAAGACCAAGUGAGCUGUUUGGUGGUGUCCGACCCUCAGCGAGACGAUGACGGCACUGUAUGCGGCAUCUUAACCGCAUCUGAUGUGGUCGCAUUCCUCGUCGCUGAAGCUGAAAAGGACACCACCCUUGCGUCGAUCUUCUCCAACAGGAUUGACAUGCAGUCCACUUCCAUUCCUCACCAGCCGGCGGCAGUCAUCUCGGGCGACAAGACCACCGUCGACGCUCUCGUCCGCAUGCAGUCUGAGCAGCUUUCUGUACUUGCCGUGAUGGAGCCGCUGGGCGGUCUCAUCUCGCCCAUCUCUAGUCGAGACAUCUCUCGAGAAAUUCUAGCGUCCUCUUCCCGCAAGAUCCUCACCACUCCGCUCUCUUCCUUGGUCAAAGACAUCCGUUCGCGACACCCACAAGGCACGGACGGCAAGGAUGUGCACCCUGCCAUCUCCAUCAGCCAUUCUUCCACCACGGGCAGAGCCGCUGCGGUGCUGCUGGCGACCGGAGCCGGCGGUGUCUUUGUGGUGGACGAGCCUCGGUCCCUCAUGACCCCGCCGCUGUCAAGCGUCUCGGCUUCGCCUGGUAAAGAGUUCCCAGCUCUGUCUCUCGACCCGACCUCAACAGGCUCCACCGCGUCGCCUGCUCAGAAGCACAAACGCCGAGCUUCAACACAGUUUUGGACAGCGUCACGAGCCUCGUUUGGCGCUGCUGCAAGUGACGCUACAGCACGGCCAGCAAUGCCCAGCCUCGUGCUGGCAGGCAGCACGCCUGACGUGGCGCGCGAGCGCAAGGCUGCUCACCGGCGCGAGCAAUCGUUCUCGUCGACUGCUAGCUCCCCAGCACCCACUAUGACCGCCCAUCUCCGAACGCCGUCCGGGCAGAGGACGCAUCGGCCAAGAUCGUUGUCACUGGCGCAGUUCUCCAUGGAAGAGACUGCCAUGUCAAGGCAGCUUGGUGCGCAGGCGGCGUUUCGAAGUCAGGGGGCGUGGACUCCCUCCACUCUGACCCCAGGCUCCACCGCUUCCUCGGCUGGCUCGCCGUCCUCGCCCUUCGGCAGCAUGCUUGUCUCCGGCUUCUUCGGCGAGGCAAUGCAGCACAGCAUGCCCAGACAGGUCAUCACCAUGAAGACCCUCUUGCGGUCCAUCCUCGCAGCCACUACGGCCACUGUCGAGGAAGCGGUCGAAGCUUGA
Molecule: messenger RNA, 1884 nt
Organism: Kalmanozyma brasiliensis GHG001
Lineage: Eukaryota; Fungi; Basidiomycota; Ustilaginomycetes; Ustilaginales
Product: CBS domain protein
Exons: 1
Coding region: 1-1884 (627 amino acids)
Source: RefSeq, a predicted model, not a curated record